CUAUAAAUAGCCGCCAAUGGGCGGCCCGCGACGCGCCCCUUAAGAGCCCCUGGAGCGGCGAGCUGCUGCUGUUCUGCGCUGCGCCCGGAGCUGCCAAAGGACCCAGCGCCCCCGUCGCGCCCGGCCUCCCGCCCGCCGCCGCCGCCAUGCCCUUCUCCAACAGCCACAAUACACUGAAGCUGCGCUUCCCGGCGGAGGACGAGUUCCCCGACCUGAGCAGCCACAACAACCACAUGGCCAAGGUGCUGACCCCCGAGCUGUAUGCCGAGCUGAGAGCCAGGUGCACCCCGAGUGGCUUCACGUUGGACGACGCCAUCCAGACCGGCGUAGACAACCCGGGGCAUCCGUACAUCUUGACCGUGGGCGCCGUGGCGGGCGACGAGGAGUCCUACGACGUGUUCAAGGAGCUCUUCGACCCCAUCAUCGAGGACCGGCACGGCGGCUACCAGCCCAGCGAUGAGCACAAGACGGAUCUGAACCCAGACAACCUGCAGGUGAGGGGCGGCGGCCGGGUCCGGGUGGCUGAGGGAGGGGGGUCUCUCGGUGCUCCCUCGCACCGGUAUCUUGCUGCCCAUCCCCAGGGUGGCGAUGACCUGGACCCCAACUACGUGCUGAGCUCGCGGGUGCGCACUGGCCGCAGCAUCCGCGGCUUCUGUCUCCCCCCGCACUGCAGUCGCGGGGAGCGCCGCGCCAUCGAGAAGCUGGCGGUGGAAGCUCUGGCCAGCCUGGAUGGAGACCUGGCGGGCAGGUACUACGCCCUCAAGAGCAUGACCGAGGCGGAGCAGCAGCAGCUCAUCGACGACCAUUUCCUCUUCGACAAGCCCGUGUCGCCGCUACUGCUGGCCUCGGGUAUGGCCCGCGACUGGCCCGACGCGCGCGGCAUCUGGCACAAUGACAAUAAGACCUUCUUGGUGUGGAUCAACGAGGAGGACCAUCUGCGUGUCAUCUCCAUGCAGAAGGGAGGCAACAUGAAGGAGGUGUUCACCCGCUUCUGCACUGGCCUCACCCAGAUCGAAACUCUCUUCAAGUCUAAGAACUACGAGUUCAUGUGGAACCCUCACCUGGGCUACAUCCUCACCUGCCCAUCCAACCUGGGCACUGGGCUUCGGGCAGGUGUGCACAUCAAGCUGCCCCAUCUGGGCAAGCACGACAAGUUCCCUGAGGUGCUCAAAAGGCUUCGGCUUCAGAAGCGAGGCACAGGUGGUGUGGACACAGCCGCUGUGGGCGGGGUCUUUGACGUCUCCAAUGCUGACCGCCUGGGCUUCUCCGAGGUGGAGCUGGUGCAGAUGGUGGUGGACGGGGUGAAGCUGCUCAUUGAGAUGGAGCAGCGGCUUGAGCAGGGCCAGGCCAUCGAUGACCUCAUGCCUGCCCAGAAGUGAAGCCUGGCCUUUGCCACCACCAGCCUGCUACUUCCUAACUUAUUGCCCGGGCAGUGCCCGCCAUGCAUCCCUGAUGUUUGCUGCCUGGUGGCUAAGCCCUUAGCCUCGCUGUAGAGACUUCUGUCAUCCUGGGUAGAGUUUAUUUUUUUGAUGGCUAAGCUGUUGCUGAUACUGAAAUAAACUAGGGUUUGGCCUGCCCUGUGUCUCUGAA
Molecule: messenger RNA, 1590 nt
Organism: Nannospalax galili (Upper Galilee mountains blind mole rat)
Lineage: Eukaryota; Metazoa; Chordata; Mammalia; Rodentia; Spalacidae
Gene: Ckb
Product: creatine kinase B
Exons: 7
Coding region: 147-1379 (410 amino acids)
Biological process (GO): phosphocreatine biosynthetic process
Molecular function (GO): creatine kinase activity
Source: RefSeq, a predicted model, not a curated record